Molecule: messenger RNA, 792 nt
Organism: Centropristis striata (black sea bass)
Lineage: Eukaryota; Metazoa; Chordata; Actinopteri; Perciformes; Serranidae
Product: heavy metal-binding protein HIP-like
Exons: 4
Coding region: 1-792 (263 amino acids)
Molecular function (GO): protein binding
Source: RefSeq, a predicted model, not a curated record
AUGAGGGCUGUUGGUUUGCUGCUGCUGCUGCUGGCUCUUUGUGGGUCAGGAGCUCAGGGGGAGCUUCAGGAGACGGCUCUGACAGAUGCAGCUGAGGAACUGACAGAGCAGACCACAAAGCAAACCACACCUGACAUCUGGGCGGAGGUGAGGGCUCUGAGAGACAUGGUGGUGGAGCUCAAGGUGGAGCUGAGGAACGUGCAGGUCGCAGUGAAGGACAGCGAGAGCCAGGUGGAUGAACUGAAAGCUUUGCUGACUGUCACCAACAUGCAGGUGGAGCUGCUGCAGAGAGAGAACUCAGACUUGCAGACCAGACUGAGGAGCAGCGAGGAUGAACUUCUCAUCAGCAAGUCCAGGAUCGAGCAGCUCGAGAGAGAAAAUGCAGAGAGAAAGGUGGCCUUUUACGCAGCUCUGACUGAUGACGGAUAUGUUGGACCAUUCAACACAGACAUCACACUGAAAUACAGCAAAGUCUUCACCAACAUCGGCGAUGCUUACAAUCCAUCCACAGGUUUCUUCACAGCACCAGUCAGAGGGGUCUACUACUUCCAGUUCACUAUGGCUGGUGGCCAUGCAGGUUGGAUGGGUGUCUCUGUGUACAAGAACAACCAGAGGAUCAUGUAUAAUACUGAGUAUAAAAAAGAGGGAGUUGUUGAAUAUUUCACUAACUCUGUUGUCUUGGAGCUGAUGGCAGGAGAUGAAAUCCACCUCGUUCUCCCAUCAGGCUUUGCCCUCUAUGACAAUAACAACAACCGCAACACCUUCAGUGGCUCCCUCCUCUUCACACUGUGA